Messenger RNA from Pezoporus occidentalis (night parrot), 1617 nucleotides. RefSeq names its product ras-related protein Rab-11A-like. NCBI's taxonomy places the organism in Eukaryota, Metazoa, Chordata, Aves, Psittaciformes, Psittacidae. The transcript has 5 exons. The record is from RefSeq and is a predicted model, not a curated record. Gene Ontology annotation, molecular function: GTP binding; GTPase activity. Gene Ontology annotation, cellular component: Golgi apparatus; recycling endosome. Gene Ontology annotation, biological process: constitutive secretory pathway; regulated exocytosis. Bases 96 to 746 code for a protein of 216 amino acids.
UCCGAGUGCGCACGGAACAGCCCCGUCCAGGGCUGGAUCAGGCCCGGAAAUCCCAGCCUGCCCCCAGUGGGAUCGGGGCUGCGGCGCUGGGCAGGAUGCGGGGCAAGGACGAUGAGUACGAUUUCCUCUUCAAAGUUGUGCUCAUUGGGGACUCUGGGGUGGGGAAGAGCAACCUCCUCUCGCGCUUCACCCGCAACGAGUUCAACCUGGAGAGCAAGAGCACCAUCGGCGUGGAGUUUGCCACCAGGAGCAUCCAAGUGGAGAACAAGACGGUGAAGGCUCAGAUCUGGGAUACGGCCGGGCAGGAGCGGUACCGCGCCAUCACCUCCGCCUAUUACCGUGGGGCCGUGGGGGCUCUGCUCGUCUACGACAUCGCCAAGUACCUGACGUACGAGAACGCCGAGCGGUGGCUGAAGGAGCUGCAGGACCACGCCGAUGCCAACAUCGUCAUCAUGCUGGUGGGCAACAAGAGCGACCUGCGGCACCUCCGCGCCGUGCCCACCGAUGAGGCCAAGAGCUUUGCAGAGAAGAAUGGGUUGUCCUUCCUGGAGACGUCUGCUCUGGACUCCACCAACGUGGAGACGGCGUUCCAUACCAUCCUCACGGAGAUUUACCGCAUCGUGUCCCAGCGGCAGAUCCCGGGGCAACCGGAGCCCGAGUUCGGCCCCAGCACCAGCAUCGAGCCCAUCCGGGUGCUGCCCACGCAGCAGGAGGGCAGGCAAGGACCCUGCUGCCAGAACAUCUGAGCACCCCCAAGAGCACCCACCAAGCGAUGGCAUCACCUUUAUCACCCUCUACCUCUGCUCGCUGCAGCUCCCUCCGGACGCAGCGGCUGCUUCUGCAUCGCUGCCCUUGCGUGCACCAUCGCGCUCGCCCUGUGUUUAUGUAGGACCUCCACAAAUAGCAGGGGGAAAACCCCACCAGGGUCUCUCCCUUCUCUCCCUCGUUGUUUGGGACCUGGCAUCUCUUUGUGUCCCUGCUUCCUCUAGCCCUGAAGGCACUGCCAUGGGGUGACUCAGGGUGGCACUGAGUAAGCGCAAGCAUCCAUGGGUGCAGCCCUUCAGGGCAGGGUGGGGAGGGGGACAUUGGGUGCACCCUUCUUUGGGUUGCACCCAGCCCUGCCCCUUCCGCGUCAAGGGCUGGGUGAGCCUCUGGGUGCUGGUGGGGCAGCCGUGGGGCACCCCGGUGCGGGCAGGUAGGGACAGGACAAGGGGAAUGGCUUGAACCUGCCGGAGGGGAGAUGGAGAUGAGCUCGGAGGUGGUUCCAUGAUUCUAGGAUCCCUUCCGCUGGGGACAUCUCCUUUCGGGGAGCCCUAAGGGGGGUGCCAAGGGGAUGCUGUGGGUGGGCAGGGGUCCCCCUGCAUGGCCAGAGCCAGCACAUGGGACCCCUCAGCUCUGCCUGCCCGGAGGCACGAUCCUGCCCCACUCAAAGCGCCAUCAGUGGUGGGGCUGGUGACAACCGGGCUGCCACUAGAUGGAGCGGGUGCUGCACCCAUGGGUGCCGAUGGCCCCAGCCCCUGCCUGCCGUGGCCCCAGCUUCACUCCCUAUUCCCCAUAGUGCUGGGUGCGUGUCCCCAUCCCAGCGCAGGGUCCGGGGGUCUCUGUCUCUCCGUGGCU